Copidosoma floridanum is the source of this 833-nucleotide messenger RNA. It is a transcript of the gene Smn, whose product is annotated as survival motor neuron. Gene Ontology annotation, molecular function: RNA binding. Gene Ontology annotation, cellular component: cytoplasm; nucleus. The record is from RefSeq and is a predicted model, not a curated record. NCBI's taxonomy places the organism in Eukaryota, Metazoa, Arthropoda, Insecta, Hymenoptera, Encyrtidae. Gene Ontology annotation, biological process: mRNA processing.
UUAAACAUGUUAAACAUCAGUGUGUAAGAUGUAAAAUAACUGUUGGAAUAACGAAAUUUGUUGUUGAUUUUAUUAAAUUUUGUUAAUAAAUCAUGUCAGAGGACGAUAGCGUAAUAUUUUUGAGAGGAAACGGUGACGAACCUUGUGACGAUGUUUGGGACGAUACAGCUCUUAUAACUGCCUAUGAUAAGGCGAUUGGUAUAGCAAAAAAAGAAGCAUCAAAGAGGAUGGGUGUUGAGUUCAAGGGUACAGGUGCUGUUCCAAAGAAAACAUUAUCUCACAAGCAAACCCGUCAGUCUCAAGCACCAAGGAAAUGGUGUAUUGGUUCUCCCUGUAGAGCAGUAUACUCAGAGGAUGGUGAAAUCUAUGAAGCAGUUGUUACAAAAAUUUUUGAAAACACAGGAACGUGUAUUGUUACGUUUAUAGGAUACAACAAUAAAGAGAAGGUAGAAAUUUCUUCAUUACUUGAAUCAGAAGGCUUACAAAGUCAAAUAGCUCAGAAAAAAGAUGCAGCAGCUGUUGAACAAAGUACCAGUUCAAUGGAAUUUGAGUCCCAAAAAGUCAAUGGUUUUCAAGAUCAUCAAAUGGAUUAUGAGGUUAGCAGAGAUAAAUCGUUGAAAAAUAUGUGUGCACCUGGACUAUCAUUUAAUCCCGACAUUGGUGCGAUUCCCCCAGCUCCCCCACUGCCACCGCAACUAAUGGCUAGAUUACCAGAAAAUGAUGCUGAUGCUCUCUCUAGUAUGUUAAUGUCGUGGUAUAUUAGUGGAUUUCAUACAGGCUAUUAUCACGGAUUAAAACAGGCUCGAAGUGAACAGGAGAAAAGAAAAAAAUGA